Messenger RNA from Lethenteron reissneri (Far Eastern brook lamprey), 5806 nucleotides. RefSeq names its product phosphatidate phosphatase LPIN1-like. Gene Ontology annotation, biological process: fatty acid catabolic process; triglyceride biosynthetic process; positive regulation of transcription by RNA polymerase II. Gene Ontology annotation, molecular function: transcription coactivator activity; phosphatidate phosphatase activity. Gene Ontology annotation, cellular component: nucleus. Lineage: Eukaryota; Metazoa; Chordata; Hyperoartia; Petromyzontiformes; Petromyzontidae. The record is from RefSeq and is a predicted model, not a curated record.
GUGUGUGUUAGUGUGUGUGUGUGUGUUAGUGUGUGUGUGCGUGUGUGUGCGUGUGUGCGUUAGUGUGUGUGUUAGUGUGCGUGUGUGCUAGUGUGUGUGUGUGUGCGUCCGUGUGUGACCAUGUGGGGAGCGAUCUGUCAGCUCACGUCCAAACAUCGGUGGCGAAUAUCUGAACGCAGUCCAGGUCGGCCUUCCCGACCUCGACUGGGUGCCACGGCCCAUCGCACACGUGUGUACGUUAUUUAAAGAUCAACAACAACGAGGGAGACAAAGGCGGCCGGACGUGGUGUUUGCCACCCACUCCGCCCUCGUGUGCCAGUGUCGACCUUUGUAGGCGCUACUCGCUAAAAGCACUUGCCCCAACAGCCUGCGGAGGCUACACGGCCUGUAUUUGUCUUUGUGACAAUCUUAUUUGCGAAACUUUAUUUGACACCGGACACAAGUUUGGGGAAGGGGUGGGUGGUGGGGUUCGCGUCUCCCUUCCCAGGGAGUCUUCGAGUCGGCAGACUGCGGCGUGACUCCUCUUGCGGCCGCAUUCCUCUCUCGCCUGCGAAACCGGAGUGACCUGUUUUGAGGACCCCUCCACCACCCCACACUCCGCCCGUUCCUUCACCUGGGCACGUGGCGCUGUGCCCUGGGCGCUGGGUCGCACUGACAGGACACAGUGUACACAAAGUCAAAGAUGACCCGUGUAGCCUCAACACACUGUUGGGGCAAGUGCUGUUACCGAGUAGCACCUGUAUGAAGGCCGGCAUGGGGAUAGAGGGGGUGGCCAAGAUUACGUCCAUUUGAGGCUGAGUCGACCUAGGAGAGGCCCAGGACCGGUUCAGAUAAUCGUCACUGGUGUUGGCCCACUGCACACACACACAGCGGGUGUGUGUGAGAGUAAUAAUACCACCCCGUGUGCUCGCGCGUGUGAGAGAGAGAGCAGUCAAGCGGCUUUCUCCAACAGGUCCCCGUGCGUGGCACGAGGCGUGUAUGAAAUAUUCACUGUCCCCAACAGUUUGUGAGAGCUAUGCGGGGUAUCUUUGUCCCUGGGUAUGUGUGUGCCGUGUCGCCCUUCAUUAAUGCAACACUUUCUCCCAAACGGCCUGUUGUGCGUGUGAGUUGGGAGCCGUCGUGCAGCAGGUAGCGCGCUAUGCUAAGAACCCGCCCACCCCAGUUCGAUUCCCGCUCACGGCCUCAAAUGAGGAGCUGGUGCGAUGUGUAAACAUCGCCACUGGAGAGACAAAGGCGGCCGGGCGUGGUGCUGGCCACCCACCCUCUCGUGUGCCGUCAUAGGUGCUCGCUAACAGCACUUUCCCCAUCCAUCUGUCAAAGGAUAUCAGGGGAUCUUUGUCUGUGUGUCCGUAGUUUGAUUGACAGGUUCCUCCCCGUCCUCUACGCACCCAGCACGGAGAAGCAGAACCAUGUUUUCAAUGCUGAGCCUACCUAGGGGAGAGACGGACCCAGUCGAUACCCAGGAGCAGCAACAACAACAGCAGCAACAACAACAACAGCUCGCGUCUUCCCCGGGUCGACAGCUCCUGUUACGUGGGACACAGACCAUGAGCUUCAUGGGCCACCUGGCGGGCCAGGUGCUGGUGACAGUGCGCGACCUCUACAAGGGCCUGAACCCUGCCACGCUCACGGGCUGCAUCGACGUGAUCGUGGUGCGGCGCGCCGACGGGUCGCUUGCCUGCUCGCCCUUCCACGUGCGCUUCGGCAAACUCGGCGUGCUCAGCUCCCGCGAGAAAGUGGUGGAUAUUGAGGUGAAUGGUUUCCCCGUGGAUCUGCAGAUGAAGCUUGGGGACAAUGGGGAGGCGUUCUUUGUGCUCGAGACCGACGAGGGGGAGCUUCCUUCCCACCUCUCCACGUCUCCCAUCCCCAUGGGCGGAGCCGGCCCACUGAGCCAGCAGCAUGCCACCCCGCCCCCCUCUACCACCCCCCCAGCACCACAGCAGGGCGAUCCGUCCAAUGCUGCGGGUAGCACAGUCGCUAUGGAGAUGCUCAAGCGGCAGAGGAUGAGGAGGAGGGAGGAGGAGGUGGGGGGAGGAGACUCCACGGACGAAGAGGACGAGGAUGACGAUGAUGAUGAUGGGGAGGGGGGGCGCGGACGAGGGGGCGACGGGGGAGCCAUGUUCAACUUGGAACUCAGCCCCGACGAGGAGGAGGAGGUGGAAGAGCGCGAGCCUGGAGACUCCUCGCCGGCGCGGAAGAGGAAGGAGAGACGGAAGAGGGGUUUUGUGCCGGGUCAGAUGGAGCACCGUGUGAGAGCCCCCACCUUCAUCCCGAGCCAGAAGACGGUGUCAGACGGAGAGUGGAGUCCCACGCCCAGUCCUUCGUGCAGCCCCAAGAGCGACUCGGAGCUGAGCGUCCACCCCACAGGGGAGCGGCGCACGUCGGUCAUGGAGCAGCACAUGCAGUGGGCCUGGGGGGCCUUCCCCAGGGCGGCGCUGCAGCACCGGCCCUCGGUGAGUGGGGAGCAGCGGAAGGCAGAAGGGGGGUCCCGAUUUCAAUCCCGCAGAGGAGCGCAGUGCUCCUGGUCGAACAUGGAAUCAUCAUCAGCAGCAGCAGCAGCAACAUCACGAGCAAGAUCAUUAGUAGCAAUUUCAGCACAAGCAAAUGGAACAAUAUCAGCAGGGCCAAAAACACUUGAAUCAGCGGCCCGAAUUACAACAUCAUCAUCAUCAUUAUCAAAAACAAAAACAAUAGUAGAAACAUCAUCAGCAGCAACAGGUUCAUUAUCAUCAACAGCAGCAACCACCACCACAGCAAGACAAGCAAAAGGAACAACAGCAGCAGUAGCAGCACCAUCACCAUCAGCAUCACCAGCAGCAGAAUCUGCAGCUGCACCAAUAGUAUUGGAAGCUUCAGUGAAAUCAUCAUCAGCAGCAGCAGCAGAUCAGACGGGUGACGUGCUGGGCGACCCGCCGGGUAACCCACCGGGUAACCCAUCUGGUGACCUGCCGGGCGACUCAUUGGGUGACUCAUUGGGUGACUCAUUGGGUGACUCAUUGGGUGACUCAUUGGGUGACUCAUUGGGUGACAAGCUGGUCGACUCACCGAGGGACCCGCCGGGCGACGUGCCGGUGGAGUCGCCGGGCGACGUGCCGGUGAUCGUGAUCGAGCGCGCCGAGACUGCCGCUGCCGCCAGCAGGGUCCGGCAAAUCCCGGCCCCCCAGAGCUCCGGGGGGACCCAGACCCCCUACGGUGCGGCGGGUGGGACCCCCAGGGCCCCCCUCGUGUCAUGGGACUCGGUGUACGAGGAUGCGGUGGAGGUGGGGGAUGCUGCUGCUGCGAUGGGCAGUGGGAGAGAGAACCACGCGGCGGACGAGGUGUGGGGUCAGCCGAGCGUCUCAGGGGAGGCGCCCCCCUCAACCGUCGUUGCCGGCGGCGGCGACGACGGCGGCGUCGACGGCGUCACCUGCAGGCCGGCGAGCUUGCCCCUGGCGGGACCCCCGCGCCCCCCCCUUGGGGGCAGCCCCCCCGACGGCGGCGCGGACUGCCGGUGGGACUCCCCCCUGGGCCCCCCCGGAGGGCCCCGGAUCGCGCUGUCGCUGUGCGGGGGGCUGAGCGACACGGGGCAGCUCACGGAAGAGCGGUUCCGCGAGCGCCGCGUCGCCUUCCUGGAUCUGUGUGAGAACCCGGAGCUGCUCAGCGACCCGCAGCUCGUGGUGAAGAUCGGCAACAGCUAUUACAACUGGGCAGUGGCGGCUCCCAUCCUACUCUCCGUUCACGCCUUUGGGAGGCAGCUACCACAGGCGUGUGUGGACCGCCUGGUGAGGGAGAAGAUGUCCCGCUCGUCGUAUCGCUGGUGGUUCUCAUGGGGACGCCGUGACAACGCAGCGCUGGAGUCACCGGGGAGGGGCGACGUGGCGAGCACCCCCAGUGGCACCGAGUCGAGCCCCAGCACCAGCACCAGCGCAGCCUCCACCACACACAGUGCCCCCCACGAGGAUUCCCCCCUGGAGGUGCAGGGACCCCCACAAAUGCAGAAGCUGAAGCCGCCCCCCACCUCCCCGCUGGACACGCGGCCCCCCGCUCCGGCGUUCCGCAAGACACUGCGUUUGUCCUCGCAGCAGCUCGCCAGCCUGGGGCUGCGUCCGGGCGCCAACGAAGUGCGUUUCAGCGUGACCACGCCGUUCCAGGGCACGACCCAGUGCCAGGGCACGCUGCACCUGUGGGACUGGGACUCGCGUGUCAUCAUCUCCGACAUCGACGGCACCAUCACCAAGUCGGAUGCUCUCGGCCAGAUCCUGCCAACGCUGGGCAAGGACUGGACGCACGAGGGCAUCGCUCGCCUCUUCCACCGCAUCCACCAGAACGGGUACAAGUUCCUGUACUGCUCAGCGCGUGCGAUCGGCAUGGCGCACAUGACGCGCGGCUACCUGCAGGGCGUGAGGGAGCAGGGCACCAUGCUGCCACGCGGACCCCUGCUGCUCUCGCCCAGCAGCCUCUUCGCUGCCCUGCACAGGGAGGUUAUCGAGAAGAAGCCGGAGCGGUUCAAGAUCGAGUGUCUGCGUGACAUCGGCCGCCUCUUCCACCCCACCCCGGAGCCCUUUUACGCCGCGUUCGGCAACAGGGCCAACGACGUGUUGGCCUACAGGGAGGUGGGGGUGGCUGAGCCGAGGAUCUUCACGGUGAACCCCCGCGGGGAGCUGGUGCAGGAGCACGCACGCACAGACAAGUCCUCGUACGGGAAGCUGCAUGACGUGGUGGACCACGUGUUCCCACGGCUGCCCACGGCGGGGGGAGGCGGAGCGGGGGAGGGGCCCCCCAGCACAGCCUCGUGAGCGGCCCGGAGACUCCCGCAGGCCCCCACCUCGGCCUGCUCCCUGCACCUCGUCGCGCCUCUGCCCUGCUCGCCUCGAUCCUCCACGUCACCCCCACGCACGACCCCCCUCCCUACUUCCCACCUCAUCCUCCCUCCACCCACCAGCCCAUCCACUCCCUCCCACGACCUCCCACACCACCACCUCAUCCGCCCUACACACACCACCUGCAACCCCUCGCACCUCCUCCCACCUCCACCAUCACUGCCCAAUCGUCGACAUCCUCACAUCGCCUCCACCCUCCACCUCAUCCUUCACCUCCUGCCCACCUCCACUCACCACCACCACCCACCACCACCUCCACCCACCACCACCCACAACCACAUCCACCCACCACCACCUCAUCCUUCCUCCACCCACCUGCACCUCCCACUACCGUGACCCUCGAACCUCCCACCACCAUGCUCCCUCGUCCUCACCUCCACCCCCUGGUUUAUGCUGAUGUAUUUAUCUACCCAGAUAUAUAUUUACAGGCGAUGAAGGCGCAUUUGAAAACAUUGCCAUGUCACGUUUCACGUCAAUGUCCCAAAGCUACGAUGAUGUCAGCGCUGAGUCAGGAGUUGAAGUGAUUCAGAAGCACAAGGAGUAAAGCCGUAGAGCUAAUAAGCUCUUCUCGGCCGGCAGACAUCAUCCAAGCAUUUCACAAUUACAAAUUUGAAAAACACAAAUUUACUAAUAGCAAUUAUGCUGUAAAUUUACAUUCAGACAAAAACUUUGGUGAUUUUAAUAACAGAGUAAGUUUCAGUUCAGUUUAUUUUGAAGUACCCUGUUAGCCAAGAAGCUCUUAAAUCGGGUUUCAUCAUCAUCAUCACCAUCAUCAUCAUCACCAUCAUCAUCACCACCACCACCAUCAUCACCAUCAACAACAACAAAAACAUUGCCACUUCUCUGACAAACGCAGCAAAUCACAGUAAAAUAAAUCGAUGAUAACAAUAAGAGGUGAGAGAAAUGAAAAAAUACUGAGCAAAUCAUCAGUACAAUAUUAAAAUUAU